GCGCGGUGUGUGUGCGGGCGGCAUGGCGGCGUCGGUGUGCGUUCCCGGGGGCUACAUCCGCACGGUGCUGGGCCCCGCGUUGCCCGACAGCUCCAGCCUGGCCCUGCCCUCCGACGCCGCCCUCCGGACGGCCGGAGCCGGGGGACAAGGGGGGCCCCACCCCCGGGACAAGACCCUCCGCGUCCAGGAGCAGGUCCGGCAGACCCUGGCCAGGAGAGCCCGCAACGCCACCGCAACCCACGGGAAUCUGCAUCGGACUAGCAGUGUCCCGGAGUACGUCUACAACCUGGAUUGGGUAGAAAAUGACUUUGCUGUGGGGAAUGCACCUGGAGCCAAGUAUAAUGACUUUCUAAAGGCAGGCCCGCCCGCCAACCGCCGGGGGAGAGGGGCCGCUCAGUACAGCACGUACAGGUCGACGGAAGAAAGGUCGGUAAGACAACCCCUGCGGAGACUCGAGCUGACCCCGGGGAGCAGCCCCGAGAAGGUCUACUACGCGCACAGCGAGUAUUACUCCAGCCAGAGGAACGCCACGGGAACGCUGCCGCGGCCCCAAGAUAACCGGAGGCCCCCCGUCCUCUUCCCUCCCCGCUAUGCCCGCUCGGAGAUCGUCGGCUUCAGGCCCCCGCAGCCGGCCCCCAGACGGGCCUGCUACGACCCUUUUUCCCGGUGCCGCGGGCCGGAGUUCGCCCUCGAUGGCUCGUUCGACGGCAUCCCCAGCAGCCCCCUUGGGCUCACCUACCCCGGGACCAGCCGGAGCCUGGGCAACCUGGUGGAGAAGGAGAACUACGGGACGUCGGCCUUCAGGACCCAGGGCCGCUUCCAGAUGGGCUUCCAGAGCCGCUCGUCGGCCAGGUCCACGUGGCACCAGAAUUCCAGCUACGGCACCCACACGCUCAGGGAAUUGCCUUCCGGGUUCGGCGUGGAGGCCGACGGGAGGAGGACGCACCUGACUGUGGGCCAGGCGGCCGCCGCCGCGGAAAUCGAAAGCAGAAUGAUCAACAGGGUGGUGGGAAACGAAUCCCAUCUCGGGAAUGUGGACGGGAGGAUGACUCUGGAGCUGGCUGUGAACAUGCUGGACCCCGAGAGCGUCGCGCCCGCCAAGAUUUGUGUCGCGGCCACCUUCAUCCAACACCAGUGCUUUCAGCAGGCGGAAGCCCGACACAAGGUUUCCGUACUCAGUGGGAUCCCCAGGCUGCUGCAGCUUCUAAAAGGGCCGAGCGAAGACGUCCAGCGGGCAGCGUGUGGGGCACUGAGAAACCUGGUGUUUGAAGACAACGACAACAAGUUGGAAGUAGCGGAACUAAAUGGGAUCCCCCGGCUGCUCCUGGUCCUGAAGCAAACCAGAGACCUGGAAACCAAAAAGCAAAUCACGGGUUUGCUGUGGAAUCUGUCCUCCAACGACAACCUGAAGAACAAUAUGAUUUCAGAGGCUCUGCAGACUCUAACAGACAACAUGAUCAUCCCUUUCUCGGGCUGGCCUGAAGGAGACUACCCUAAAGCUAGUGGUGUUCUUGACUACGAUAUCUUCUACAACGCCACAGGAUGUCUAAGAAACAUGAGCUCCGCUGGCCCCGAGGGAAGAAAAGAGAUGAGACGGUGCGAUGGGCUGAUUGAUUCUUUGGUGCAUUACGUCCGGGGAACCAUCGCCGACUACCAGCCGGAUGACAAGGCCACAGAGAAUUGUGUUUGCAUUCUCCACAACUUGUCCUACCAGCUGGAAACCGAGCUUCCAGAGAAAUAUUCCCAAUACACCUACAUGCGGAACCGGGAUAUCCAGCCGGACAACGACAAGAACGUCGGUUGCUUCGGAAGUCGCAGUAGGAAAGUGAAAGAGCAGUACCAGGAUAUCCCCCUGCCCGACGAGAAGAGCAAUCCUAAAGGCGUGGAAUGGUUGUGGCACUCCAUUGUGCUAAGGAUGUAUCUCUCCUUAAUCGCCAAAAGUUCAAGAAACUACACACAGGAAGCGUCUCUGGGAGCCCUGCAGAACCUCACGGCGGGAAGUGGCCCGAUGCCCUCUGCCGUGGCCCAGACUAUCGUCCAGAAGGAAAACGGCCUUCAACAUGCCCGGAAGAUGCUGCACGUGAGCGAUCUGACCGUGAAGAAGACGGCCGUCUCGUUGCUGAGGAAUUUGUCCCGUCACCCGACUUUGCAGAAUGCGAUCGCCAAAGAAACCUUACCGGAUUUGGUCUCCAUCAUCCCUGGCACUGUUUCCGAUUCUGAUCUGCUCCGAGAGAUCACAGCUUCUGCCUGUUACACGCUGAACAAUCUGACGCAAAAUAGUCUCCAAAACGCCCGAGACCUCCUGCACACUGGAGGCCUCCCCAAGAUUUUAAACAUCAGCAUGGGUGACAGCUAUUCCCCCAACAGAGCCAGUAAAGCUGCCUCGCUGCUCCUGUAUUCUCUCUGGUCACACACCGAUCUUCACGGCGCCUACAAGAAGGCUCAAUUUAAGAAGACGGAUUUCAUCAACAGCCGAACGUCCAAAGCCUACCACUCCCUCAAAGACUGAGGAAGAUGAAACGCGAUAUUCAAGGAAACCCCUGCCUGAUUUCCGUCUCGUAUGACAUCUUUGAUGCCUUCUGUCGAUCGCAAAAAUGACCCCAGAGAAAAGAGAGGCCAGUUUCUAAUGCAGCCUAGAUCACUGGAAAACCAUCCCUUUCCCUUUCCACAACUGGACCACUCCCCCAAGAAGAAAACAACCAGAAAACAGAAUAUUGGGAAGCUCGCCUCUUCACGGCAAUAGAUCCCGGUGCGAACGUAGAACGGCAUCACAACGGCAUUCCCCCCGUUUGUUACUAAAACUCCACCGAAGAGGAAUUCCUGGACAUUUUCCCCUGGAAAAGGGAGCAGAGAUGGGGUAUCAUAAACACGGUCACCGGGGAAACAAAGAAAGGAAAUUUCUCGGGAUGAAUUUUUCCACGUCUGCAUCACCAGUUUGAAUUCCUCUUCCGUUUCCCACCUCCUGCCUCCUCCCUGCAUGGUUCGAUGCUAUUAUAGAAAAGGUACCUUGCUCGUCCUAGAUGGUGUCACAGGGUGAGCGUGGAAAUCGCAAAAAAUAAAAAUAAAUAAAAUCUUGGCCGGCAACCAGGGGAGGAAGAAACUUGCAAAAAAAGAGCCUUACCUUAGACAUAGUGUAUGAGAUCAUGUAAUUAAAGAGACGGUCAUGGUUGUGAAUGGGAUAGGAUAGAUUCCACAAUGAAAAAAAGGAGGAUGGAAAAUUUCUAAAUCGCCGGAGGCAGAGGAAGGCAAACGUGAUGACAAGAUUUGAUGUUUCUACGAGUCAGUUGGACAGACGGGGUUGUCUCUUUUAGACGUUUGGUUUAAUUAUCAAUUAAUGGUACACAGGGACUUAUUCAGCCCUUGUUUAUGAAAAUUUUAAUGCAGUGAUGUCUGGUAGUCUAUGCAGAUGACUAUCUACGAGCUAUCCUUUGUGCCAACCCAGUAGGAAGGGUAAAAGCCGAUUCUCCCUAGGAGAGGUUGGGCGGGGGUGUAGAGAUCAGGGAAAUCAGUCAAUCAAUCAGCAUUAUUUAUUGAGCGUUUACUGGGUGUAGAUCACUGUACUAAGUGCUUGGGGGAGUACAGUGCAACAGAAUUAGCGGACGUGGUCCUGGCCCACCUUGACUCAAAAGAAGGACUAGGGUAGUUUCUAGGAAGGCUUAGCUGUUGCUUACUUAGUUGCCGCCUCGUUGGGCACUAGCCCAAUUUUGCCCAACCCUGCCAAGGCCAGCCUGCAACAUCAUCCUCGGGUUUCGAAAGUAAAGGGAAGCCAGGGGAUGUGAAGAUAGCGAUCGAAACAGAAACAAGCGGAGAAGUGGCGAAAUGGCGAACUUUGGGUUUUGGUGUUUCGCGUAACGAAAUGUCAGAUCUCCGCUUUGAAAAAAGAUGUUAAUGCCGGGCGGGCCUGCUACAAAUGUCACUCAUACAAAAGAGUAAAUCUGAGUGGGUACACUAACUCUAAUUAAGGCUAGCCUAUUCUGAUCUUUUUUAUCUCCUGCAUAAAAAUAUCAGCUUCUAGGCUGGUGUCCUAGAGGUCUGUAUUGUAUUUUUGGUACAGUCGGAGUUCAGGCAUAAAGUUGGCGGAGAACAGGUCGGCUGCUCUUGAUCUAGUACAAGAUGAAAGAGGAAAACCGCCUGCUUCCUUCAUCAGAAGCCGUUCCCCUCUACUUGUCGGCGGUUCAGGGCGACUUGGUGAACUAACUACCCUAGCGCUUGACACAUAGUAAGCGCUUAACAACUACCAUAAUAAUAAUGUUGAACUAAAAUUAUUUAAUUCUCCUAAGUGCUUUUACCGGAUAACAUUCAAAAAAAAUCUCCCAGUUGGGAAAUGUAUACCACCAAAUAGAAUGUAUGUGUGUUAAAAGAGUUGAGAGCUUUGAACUAAAUUUAUUAAAUUCUUAUGCCAGAUAAAAUGAUUAAACUCUUGUAAGUGCUUAUACCAGAUAACAGUCGAAAAAAAUCUCCCAGCUGGGAAAUGUACACCGCUAAAUGCAAUGUACGGGUAUAAAAGGGUCUGGAGUUUGGGGUUUGUGCCCCAUAAUUUCCGCAGAUGAUUGGUGCUUCGCUUUUGCCUUUCUUUUCUUUUGAAUUUCCCUUCUUGGAGUUGUAAUGGUCUGACCGACAGCCAAGGACACCGUGAAAUGGCUCUCGUUAAUGUUUGGUUGCCUGCACUGCAAACAUGUACUUUGGCUCACUA
Tachyglossus aculeatus (Australian echidna) is the source of this 4693-nucleotide messenger RNA. RefSeq names its product plakophilin 2 (gene PKP2). Gene Ontology annotation, cellular component: nucleus; intermediate filament; plasma membrane. Gene Ontology annotation, molecular function: intermediate filament binding; molecular adaptor activity; alpha-catenin binding. Gene Ontology annotation, biological process: protein localization to plasma membrane; cell-cell adhesion; intermediate filament bundle assembly. The transcript is spliced from 14 exons. NCBI's taxonomy places the organism in Eukaryota, Metazoa, Chordata, Mammalia, Monotremata, Tachyglossidae. The coding region runs from base 23 to 2509 and encodes 828 amino acids. The record is from RefSeq and is a predicted model, not a curated record.